Neolamprologus brichardi is the source of this 2164-nucleotide messenger RNA. The record is from RefSeq and is a predicted model, not a curated record. NCBI's taxonomy places the organism in Eukaryota, Metazoa, Chordata, Actinopteri, Cichliformes, Cichlidae.
UACUGGGGUAACGUCAACAUCAUCUCGAGCCGCUGACUUUCUUCCAGCUAGCGUUUCCUUCUUUUUCGUUUAUUUCUCUUUUCAGGUAAACCGCCGACUGGAAGUUAUACAGGCGUAUAAAACGGACCGCAAAGAGACCAUUUUCCGUUUUAGGCAUCAUGGCAAGCCAGCGGCCUCCGUCCAGCAUGGGCCGGCCGAUGAGCCGCAGCGGAUCUGUGGUCCCUGGUGCUGGGAGACCCCCUACAGCUAUCCAGCCUCCUCCUACAGCUAUGCGUGUUGCAACUGGGAUGGUUCCAGGGACCAGUGCUCAUCCAGGUUUGAGGGGUGGCAUCCCCGUCGCCUCCCCCGGAGUCCUGACAGCACCGAUCAAAGUGACUGAGAGGCCGGUCACCCAGCAGGGGCUCAGUGGGAUGAAAACUGGCAUGAAAGGACCUCAGAGACAAAUUUUGGACAAGUCCUACUACUUGGGUCUUCUCAGGAGUAAGAUCAACGAGUUGACCACAGAGACCAGCAAACUGCACAAAGAGAUCGAGAGCUACAACCAGGAGAACUCCGUCUAUCUCUCUUAUGAAAAGAGAGCUGAAGGCCUCGCUGCUGAGAUUAAGGACAUGCAAGGCCAGCUUGCUGACUACAAUAUGCUUGUGGACAAGCUCAACACCAACACAGAGAUGGAGGAAAUGAUCAACGACUACAACAUAUUGAAAGCCGAGAACGACAGCGAGGCAGAAAGCAUCGAUAACAUCUUCACCGAGAGGAGAGAGAGAGAGGAGGCAAUCAGGGCCAUCGAGGAGGAGGUCAGGAGAGAGAGGCGCGUUGCUGAUGAAGUCGUCCAAGCAAUGCCGGCAGCAAAGCAAGAGAAAUAUUUCACCAUGACAACCACUAAUGAGGAACUUCUGCAGGAGCUGACUGUUCUCCAGGAGGAGCUGGACGUCCUGAUAACGAGGAAGGAGGACUAUGAAGCCGAGCUGUCCCACUCGCAGAUAAAGCAGGAGAUGGUUCGGCUUCACGAGACCUUGUCAGCGCUGGAGGCCAAACGAGACGCGAUGGAGGCGGAGCAGAAGAGCCUGGGUUCACCGCAGGAAGAGCGAGAGAAGUUAUUUAAGCAGGUGUGCGCGCUGGCUUAUCGGUCACUGCUACAUCAGAGAGGACGGGAGGGGUUUGAUGAAAUGUCACAGAAACUUUUACAAACAGGAAAUAGUCUGAACAUUUCCACAGGCGAGUGUCAACAAAAAUACAAAGAGCUGAAGAGGAAGGAAGAGGAGAUCGACCGGUUCCUCGAGUCGUUUGAGGAGUCCAGGGCUCAGGAGGAGGAGAGAUUAAAGCAGGGCCAGGAGAACAUUGUCUCACUCCUGGAGCACUGCAGCAGGAACAUGUUGCGGCUCCGUCAGGUGGACACAGUGACAGCCAGCGAGUUGAGGAACAUGCAGGAAGUGCUGGUGAGCAAGGAGACCGAGGUGGUCCAGUCAGAGAGCACCGCUAGAGGACUGACGACAGAGUCCCAGCGCCUGCAGCAGGACCUGGAGAAGGUGCAGCAGCUGGAGGGGAAGAUCACAGGCGAGCUGAGCAGCCUGCAGGAGCGCGUCAGCACCAUGCAGGCUGAGCUGCAUACCUACAGGGACCUGGACACCCUCAGGCUCACAGCUGAGGAGAGGAAGAAGAGGCUGCAGGAGGAGCAGGUGUCGCUGACUCAGCGUCGAGAUGCAUUUGGACAGCUGCUGGAGGAGACGAGCCAGAAAUAUGAAGCCCUGAAGACCAAACUGCAAGAAAACGAGACUCACGCUCAGCUGGCUAACCUGGAGAGGAAAUGGCAGCACCUGGAGCAGAACAAUUUUGUGAUGAAAGAAUUCAUCGCCUCCAAAUCCCAGGAGAGCGACUACGCCUCAGUCGCCAAGAGCGUCUCCCAACAGGUGGUCGAUUACAACAAGAGCCUCAUAGAGUUGCUGCAGAACAACAUGAGUUAAAAACAAAAGGCUUUAUUCAUUUGGUUCCAGAUGAAGCUUUCUGACAGGCUCAUGGUCAUUAGAAGCAAAAUGUGUUGAGUUUAUACCCAAAUACCUUUUCUGUCAUUCAAAGGCAGAGAGAUUGUGCUGCAUUCUGACAGUAGCUUUAAGUAGAGAUGUAAAUGUAAAAGGGCGAGCUAAUUUAAAUAAACGUGUUUCAUAGG